CAAUAUGAAAACAUUCUUGAAUUAUGCUCUUAUAAAAAAAGUUCUGUUGCUCAGGAUUCUUUGUCAGCGCUCUCUAUAUAAGAGAUUAUUUCUCAAAUAUUUCACCCAAAAUCGCAUUAAGUUAAUUUAUCUAAUGGACUCUUUCAGAAAGUCCUUAAGAACCUAUUGUUCUCAAAUUAAGCAACAACAAAAUUACCCGGAACCUGAAGAAGAAAAACAAGCUCUCCUGGAUCACCAAAACAAUAGCCAAAUGUCACAGUCCGCUGGUUCUCCCAAUCAAAAAGAUGUAAUUCUUAACAUUGACGAUAAAUCUGAGAGUUCUUCUGAUACUAGUUCUAGCACAAAAAAAUUCAGCAGUAAAUUUUCAGGUUCAUCAAGCAAACUCAAAGUUUCCUUCGAAGAUAUAUUACAAAAAGCUGUCCGUCAAAGGAGGAGCCAGCAGGAUUCUGCAGAUUGGUCAACUAAUGAUAAUUUCCAAAGAAACUCUUGGAGAUCGCUUGUGAACAGGACAAAAUCAAGGUUGAUAGACCCACCGGAGGUUCAAUAUCAAAGAGCUGACGGAGCUUUUGAGAAGAACAGCAACCACGGCGAAGAAGACGAUGACAUGGAUGAUAAUUCAGAAGAAUAUAAGAAAAUAACUUUCAGUUUGUUGACGAUGUUUCCACCAGCUAUGCUUGUUUUGGUGACGACAGCUUUAGUCUGUACCCUUUCCAUCUCCCCAAUAAGGAAGCAAAAAUUAUGGGAUUUUCCACUCUGGAAAUGGGAAAUAUUGAUUUUAUCACUGAUCUGUGGUAAUUUGGUGUCAGGAUGGGGAACGAAAAUUGUCGUCAUCUUCAUUGAACACAAGUUCCUUUUCCGACAAAGGGUUUUAUACUUUGUUUACGGAUUGAGAAAGCCUGUUCAGAAUUGCUUGUGGUUAUGUUUGGUCCUGCUUGUCUGGCACUGGAUUUUUAAUAAUAAAGCAGACGAGAAUGAGAGUAAGAUCUUACAGUACGUGACCAAAAUUCUCGUGUGUUUGUUUGUCGGAACAUUUAUCUGGCUCUUGAAAACCCUAAUUGUCAAGGCUCUUGCUUCAUCAUUCCAUGUUAAUACGUUCUUCGACAGAAUCCAAGAGGCUCUAUUCGAUCAAUACGUAAUCGAAGCACUCUCAGGCCCGCCUCUGUAUGAAAGACAGAACGACCACAAGAAAAUUGGAAGGAGGCCCAGUUUUUCGAGGACAAUGUCGAAGAAGAAGGACGAUGAAGUUCCGAUAGAUCAACUGCAUAAUCUCAACCAUAAGAAUAUAUCAGCUUUACAUAUGCGGAGGAUGAUCAAUAUAGUUCGACAUGGAAGCUUGUCGACUUUGGACGAACAGAUACUGAAUUCAGACAUUGAAGAUGAAUCUUUGUCUCAUAUCAGAAGUGAAUGCCAGGCAAGAGAAGCUGCUAAAAAGAUAUUCCUGAAGGUGUCAAAAGCAGGAUCCCAAUAUAUUUUUGUUGAUGAUUUAAUGCGGUUUAUGGCUAAAGAAGAAGCUUUGAGAGCAAUGCGUCAGCUUGGAGCAGAAUGUGAGAAUGAAGGAAUAAGCAAGUCAUCUCUCAACACUUGGCUGGUUAAUGCAUUUAGAGAGCGACGCGCACUUGCAUUAUCUCUAAACGACACAAAAACAGCUGUGGAUGAGCUUCAUACUAUGUUGAACAUUUUGGUAGCAAUCAUCAUUGCCAUAAUCUGGCUCCUAAUACUUGGAGUUCCUAUUGCUCAUUUUCUAGUCUUGAUAAGCUCUCAGCUUCUCCUCGUAGCUUUCGUCUUUGGAAAUAGCUGCAAGACGACAUUUGAAGCUAUCAUUUUCUUGUUCGUAAUGCACCCUUUUGAUGUGGGUGAUUGCGUUGAAGUUGACGGAGUUAAGAUGGUAGUUGAAGAAAUGAACAUAUUAACUACAGUUUUCCUGAGGGCUGAUAACCAGAAGAUCACAUAUCCCAACAAUGUUUUAGCUACCAAACCUAUUGGUAAUUUCUACAGGAGCCCACAUUUGAAUGAGACAAUUGAUUUCAGUAUCCACAUUUCCACUCCAAUGGAGAAGAUUGAUAUCAUGAAAGACAAAAUCAAAGAGUAUGUUGAAGGAAAUAGCGAGCAGUGGCAUCCAAAUCCAAAGAUAUUUAUAAAGGAUGUAGAGGAUAUGAACAAAAUGGACAUGUCACUUUGGGUUUCACACACAAUUAACUAUCAGAGGUCGGUGGAGAGAUGGAGCCGGAGAUCACUGCUGCUGCAAGAAAUGAUCAAAGUUUUUAAAGAGCUCGAGAUUGAGUAUCGCCUGCUACCUCUCGAUGUCAAUGUACGAAACUUGCCACCCUUGGUUUCUGAUAGACUUCCUUCAAAUUGGUCCUCUUGUGCAACCUAAUAUCAAACAUGUAAAAUUUUAAAAUCCUCCUAAUAAUAACACAAGCAUCAUUGUGAUUUGUGGAGGCCUUCUAAAAUAAAAGGCUUGGGGACAAUGUAAGAAUAAAACAUGUAAAUGGUUUUAAAUUUUAUAGAGUAGAAGAAUAUAUGAAUAAUUGUGUAUGAUUUCAAAUCCAGUUAGAGUUAUGUUCAAUUA
Mercurialis annua (annual mercury) is the source of this 2569-nucleotide messenger RNA. RefSeq names its product mechanosensitive ion channel protein 6-like. Gene Ontology annotation, cellular component: plasma membrane. The transcript is spliced from 5 exons. The record is from RefSeq and is a predicted model, not a curated record. NCBI's taxonomy places the organism in Eukaryota, Viridiplantae, Streptophyta, Magnoliopsida, Malpighiales, Euphorbiaceae. Gene Ontology annotation, molecular function: mechanosensitive monoatomic ion channel activity. Bases 5 to 2374 code for a protein of 789 amino acids. Gene Ontology annotation, biological process: monoatomic anion transport; transmembrane transport.